Molecule: messenger RNA, 2368 nt
Organism: Lymnaea stagnalis (great pond snail)
Lineage: Eukaryota; Metazoa; Mollusca; Gastropoda; Lymnaeidae
Source: the annotation of a GenBank genome assembly
UGUCGCUGAAGCGAGACGUGAUAUAACCUUGUCGUCAUUUGACUCCCUGAACUUGAACGAGGUCGAAUCCUCUGGUACUAUAGGCUUGCACAGACACGUUUAAAAUUCAAAUUUCAAGUGGCCAACAAUGAACACAAUCCAGGUAAUGGUUACUAACUGAUAGUUGAGAGGGAUGCGAAAACACUAACCAUAAACGUGAUUCAAUGACGUUAUUUUGUCACAUUACUCUUUAUUUUCGUUGUUCGUGGCUUUGAUAGGCGUUGAGGCCAUUAUUUGACUCAAUUCAAUUUAAUUACAGGGGAAAAGGUAUUUUUUUAUUAUUUUCUUUUUUCACUGUAAAAUAAAACACAUGUACACAUUUUUUAGUUAACAUUAGGCUGCCACGGCGCCCUACCACCACCCCAUUCUGAAAUACGGGUGUACUUUUCUAGUAAUAUAUACAUUUUAAAAACAGUGUAAAUUCUAUCAGAAUAAUGUAUUUCCUUUCAGUUCAGUUUAUUGAUCGUCAUUCAAUCGGUGUCAACAUAGUGGAACGGUCCGUGUUCUCUUCUCAUGGACAUGAACAGCUGUCGUACCGUUUAGUGAAAGCUGUGAAUAAUAAUUUCUAGGCUACGAGAUUUAACAUAAGGGCUGAAAAUUUAACAAUUUAAAAACACAAGAGAUCUAAAGUAUUCGUCUGGAUUAGAAAUCAGCCGCAAAUGGACUUCUUGAGUGAAAAUCAUGAUUUAAUUAGUGAUUUUUUAGAUUUGGUAUUUUAACUUCAUAAUUAUAGAAGAAAAGUGUAGUCUAGGAGUGCGAAAUGGGGUAGGGUAGGCGUAUAAUAAACAGCUUCUCAAAACUCAAUGAUGUUUGACAAGUAAACAUCUUUACUUUGAUACAUAUGUUUGAAAUAAGUAACCGGGAUGAGUUUUCCCAAUAGCAGGUAGAAAUUUACGCUGAAGUGCCUCCCGUUAUUACUAUAACAUUAUUAUUUUCCACUAUUUUAGAUCAGUUUUAUUCUUUAUACCUACAGUCUAUAAUUAAAUUUUAAUGGCCAUGUCAUUGUUGUGUACUGAAGAUAUUACAAAUUCCCUUGGGGCAAAAAAAGAAAGGACAUUACAUAUAUUCUUUUCCAAUAAAGUCAAUAUUUAAUGUUUUUAUUCUUAGUUUUUAAAGGACUCUUUAAAAAAACUUUAAUAAAAAUCAAUUAAACACUUGUAUUGAUGGCUGGUGUUGAAGUCAAAUAUACAAAUAAUAAUUUUUGUUUCCUUAAAAUCAUUUCACAGAAUUUCCCUAAUUGAACCAGCAACGAGGCAAUAAUGUUUCCUGCACAUUCGUUUUCGGGCUCAGAACUUCCAGGCAGCUUAGGAAAGGACAAUGAACUGUGUAAACUGAUUAAAAAUAUGAUAAAACUUACAGGAAAAAUUGAGUGUCAAGAUGAUGACGAUAGUUGGGGAACAGGAUUUGUACAAAAGAUUCGCUUUAAACUCGGGAAGUGCCCCUGCCUUAUCUGUAAGGGUGAAGUGUCUGAAAAGAAGUUUGCCAUUUUAACAGUUAGUACUGUUGUGCACAUUUUAGAUGAUUCUCCAGACAGGGAGGAUGCAUUUCAUGUGGUUAGUCAGAAAAUCGAAGAAGUAGGAAUGACUGUGCACUAUAAACAAGAACGAUUUAUUCAACUGUACGGCUCCAAACUGCUGGAAACAGACAAAGAUCUUGGAAUAGAAAGAGACUGGUGUUGUUUAGAAUUCGUGACUCAUAAACUGCGCGAGGUAAAAAAAUUGAACACAAUUUUAACGAAAUAUCAAGAGUUGCAAGGGAAAGUAUACCAGAGAUACAAAGACGGGUCAGAGAACCUUGUCGUCGUUGUGGGUUACCCUAGCCCUAAACCUAACCCUAAGUCUAACCCUAACCCUAAGCCUAAGCCUAACCCUAACCCUAACCCUAACCCUAACCCUAACCUAAGCCCAAAGCAAAUAAGUAUCGGUAAAAUAACGCGCGAGUACGAGCCUUUAAAAGAGAUACGAGAUGGUCAACGCUGGGGACGAUAUUAUUACGACGCGGAAACUGACCAUGGAUGUAGUGGUGCCCCAAUCCUUAUUCUAGGCCAACCCAUCUCUGGAUUCGGAUACUGGUUUGGCCAUCCACAUAACCACUGUGUCGGUGUCCAGCCCGAUGGCAAUGAUAGAUACAGUUCAAUCGGAGUAGAAUAUGACGUGGGUAAUGGGGCUUGAUUGGGAAAUAAAGUAGUUGGCUUAUUAUCAGACAAGAUUUAUAUGAAAUGUAUUAAUGCACUACUGCCAUGUCUUUUAGAAUUUCUCUUCAUCAACAUCAUACCUAGCAUUUAAUAAAGAAAAAUGAAAUUUUUACCUAUGUUAUUUUGUAUAUGUCC